This is a messenger RNA of Aspergillus caelatus, 3320 nucleotides long. RefSeq names its product putative dynamin GTPase. Gene Ontology annotation, molecular function: GTP binding; microtubule binding; GTPase activity. Lineage: Eukaryota; Fungi; Ascomycota; Eurotiomycetes; Eurotiales; Aspergillaceae. The record is from RefSeq and is a predicted model, not a curated record. Gene Ontology annotation, cellular component: microtubule; cytoplasm; membrane. Bases 62 to 2749 code for a protein of 895 amino acids. The transcript is spliced from 3 exons.
GCUGCCUCUUUCGGGGUUUUUCUGAAUCAAUCACGUUUACAGACGUUUUACGCUCACCACCAUGUCUCCGUCGCCUGAAGACCAAGCAAUGCAUCAACUGCAGUCGCAGCAAUCCAAAUUACUGGACAAAAUUGACGAGCUCCGCACUAUCGGAGUCGGCGGUCUCGUCGAACUCCCGCAAUUGAUUGUCUGUGGCAACCAGUCCAGUGGGAAGAGUUCGGUGCUCGAGGCAAUCUCGCGAGUCCGUUUCCCGGCCAAGAGUAACGUCUGCACGCGAUUUGCGACCGAGGUUAUUCUGCGUCGCAGCGCACAGCCAAAGAUUCGGGUCUCGAUCGAACCGGGCGAAUCCAGAACCAACGAAACAGAACGCCAGAAACUGCGGAACUUCGCCCCCCAGGUAUUCUCUAGCUACGAGGACCUCCCGAAUCUAAUUGAAGAAGCGAAGCAAUGUAUGGGCAUCGCCGAGGAAGACACCGUCAACUCCGGGUUCAGCGAUGACGUGUUGAAGGUCUCCAUCUCGGGCCCCGAUAAACCGGAAUUGAGUCUUGUUGACCUGCCUGGGCUGUACAUUUCAACGAGUCGUGAUCAGGGGCCCAAGGGGAUCCAGAUCGUCCGAGGGUUGACGGAGAAAUAUAUGAAGAACACGCGCACCAUCAUUCUGGCGGUGAUCAGUGCCAGAACGGAUUAUCACCUGCAGGAAGUCCUGAACCUGGCAGAGCGAUUUGACAGCAAACGCGAGCGGACGCUGGGUAUUAUCACGCAACCGGACAGGCUCGAAGCCGACUCGGAGGAGGAAAGCAAUUACCUGCACUUUCUGCGAAAUGAGAAAGUAGACCUGCGACUCGGAUGGCAUGCGUUGCGGAACCGGUCCUUUGAAACACGCAACGUGUCCGACGAGACACGCGAUGAGAGGGAAAGGGCUUUCUUCGAGCAGGGCCGGUGGGCGUCACUUUCGCGCGACUGUGUGGGAGUCGAGACUCUUCGACGCCGGCUCAGCAGCAUUUUAUUGCAACAUGUCUGUCGCAAUCUUCCCAGUCUGAUUGCUGAUAUCCAAGAGAAGAUUGCCGACCGACAGAAGCGAAUGGCGAAGCUGGGACCGGCACGGUCGACUCUGCAGCAGCAACGUGGCUUUCUCCUAGGGAUAAGCAGCAGCUUUGAACGCAUCACUAGUCAAGCUCUGAAUGGAAUGUAUGCGGAUGAAUUCUUUGGGGAAUUUGGCGAUGAUACGCACGAUUCCCAGGACUUCCGCCGGCUCCGAGCAGUGAUCCGUGAGCUGAAUGAAUGCUUUGCCGACGCCAUGAACGUUCGUGGCUCUCGUCGGAUUGUCAAAGAGUGGCCGAACCAGAGCUAUGACUUAGCGCAGGAGAAGAAAAAAAUGUACAUGGCAGACUGGUCACCAGAAUACAUCACCCGUGAAGCACUGGAGAAGGAAAUAGGCGAACAGGCGCGUAAGAACCGUGGUAUCGAGCUUCCAGGCAGUGCAAACCAGUUACUGGUAGGCAGCCUAUUCCGGGACCAAUCCAAACCGUGGGAGGACAUCGCUCGACUACACUUGUUGAACGCCUGGGAAUCAGUGAAGUACUUUGCUUGCCUUCUCAUCCGGCACCUCACGGAUGAACCGACAUACACACUGCUGGUGGGCACGGUUCUUGCACCCCAGCUGGAGGGAAUGAAGGAUGGUUUGCUAAGCAAGUUGGGGGAACUCACAGCCUAUAUUAAGCGCGGGCAUCCCUUGCCUGUGGGAAGAAGCUUUUUAUCCAAAAUUCAAUCCGCCCGAACGACCCGUCAGAUUGCGACGUUGAGGGAGGGUCUGAGCCUUUCUCAUUCAUUAUUUGGACCCAAGGACGGCUCUGAGUCAUUCGAUGUUCAUGACCUAGUGAGGGCUGUAUCCGAGCUUCAAUCGUCCAGCGAUCAAUUCGCAGCAGCCGAGAUCAUCGACCAGAUGCAGGCAUACUACGAUACGAGUAUUGUCACAUUCGUAGACAACAUUGCAACCCUUGCCAUCGAGAAUUGCCUUCUCGGUCCAGUGGAACACAUAUUCACCAGCCAAACCGUCAAUAACAUGGACGACCAGCAGAUUCGCGAGCUUGCUGAAGAGUCGUCACAUGUUCAGCAGGACCGACAACGACUGGGUCAAGAGCUGAAGAGAUUACAGGCAGGGCUAGACAUUUUAAACAUCUUCAGCACCGAGAGCUCCGCAUUACAGCGACCGCCUAUAUUUGGGAAGCCAGCUGUAGGGUCGCCGUCUCUUUUCCAAAACCUAGAUUCAAUUGCCCUAUGCCAGAAGCGCGAGCCACAAUCCAAGUCACACUCGGUUCCUACAACAAGCAGGCCUUCUCCGCCCGUGGUGUCAGGCGACAAUAACAAUAGGAACACUACACCUGCUUCAACGCGUAGUCUAGGCUCAUUGUUUGGACCACCCUCCUCCCUUGGUAAUAGUUUUAUGCACAGCGGAAGCUCUAGCUCUGGCAAUCACUCCCCUGCUAAAAAUUCCAACAAGGAAAAGUCUCCGUUUGCUUCCCUAGGGUUUCACACAGGGAAUACUCCCAAACCUUCGGAAGGAUUAUUCGGCUCAUCACCCUUCUCUAAAGUAGAUGCGGUUAAACCCCCAGCAGAAACGGGGCAGGGAUUAUUUGGGAACCCCGGCUUCGGCCAACAGUUCGGUAGUUCCAGCAUGUCAGGGCCCAAGGAUACAACUACUAAAUAUGAUCCCAGAAAGCCCCCAGCCACGGAGGGACAUCACCGGUAGGACGAAUAAGCCAUCUAGGUACAUAUACAGAACAUGUAUCUAAUUGUUGUCAUCCGUGGCAAGGAUCAUCUUCGAAGAGCUCGACAGCAAUGUAAACAAGACGAAUAUGUAUCAGCACAUUUGUUGCCUUUGGUGCUUUGAUAAGUAUUCUCCCGAGGUUAGUCAGUAUAUUACAUUGCAUCCACCCCCAGCUCGCCGCAUUCUGUUCGCUGUAUGGCUAAUAGUUUGCCAUCAGGAACUACGACUUGGGGACUAUGCGCGAGGCUUGAAGUUCGCCCCGGACAAGGUUGCUUGAUGAGAGGCUUGUUUGGCUAAAUAUCCAGAGGCGUUCAGUCUAGAUUUUGAGGCAAUAUUCUUCAGCUGGCGUAAGUUGAACGAAGCUUUAUGUGCAAGUGUCCAACAGCCUCGUAUUGUCGUAAUCAGUGGAAUAGUGCCCGAUCACAGGAUAGUCAUUUCAUUGGACCCCUUUUCAAGGAUCAAGCAUGAUUUGAGCCAAUUACAAUUAACAAAAUAACCAGCCAUUCAUCAUUGGAUGUCUCGCAGUAAUAUCCCAAUGGUGCACUGGCUUGAC